CGAUCUGUUCACCAGGAUGUAGGAAUCCAUCUUUAUGAAAACCAAAGGACACCUCCAAACAUUAAUAUUUUUAGGAUGCCAGUCUGGAGACACUAUGGUAUAUCAGAUUCUGCUGCAAAACUUGAAAGAGAAGUCAAAUCGUUCCAUAAUAAAUUAAAGAGGUACGGCCUAGGAGAAUGCCUCAUUUCUCUCAAUGAACAUUCCACUAAGUUACUUUCUAGCAAGGACCACAUACCUAUUACAGACCAAGCAGGAGAGACUGACAGACAUCGCAGGGAUCCAUACACUCUUAAGCACCUCAAUCUCUCAGUAACCACAUCUCCAUAUGCAAGCUUUAACUCUGAGGAGCUUCAAGAUUAUUUGCAUAAAGGACAGGAAAACUACUGGCUCAGUCUCCCUUCAAAAUUAGAUGGAUCAAUGGCACCAAUUCUGACAAGAUGGAAAGGCCAGUUUUCUGUGAGAUUGAAUAUAACCAACAAUGGUGCCGCUACAUGGUACUUGAAUAAUGUAAAAAGUUUGAUCAACAAACUUGGUACUAAAUACAUCAAAUUUGAAGGGGUAGAAGGCAACACAUUUCUAGAACAAUCCAUACAACCUCCAAGAGGC
This is a messenger RNA of Staurois parvus, 606 nucleotides long. The record is from the annotation of a GenBank genome assembly. Lineage: Eukaryota; Metazoa; Chordata; Amphibia; Anura; Ranidae.